This is a messenger RNA of Miniopterus natalensis, 3467 nucleotides long. NCBI's taxonomy places the organism in Eukaryota, Metazoa, Chordata, Mammalia, Chiroptera, Miniopteridae. The record is from RefSeq and is a predicted model, not a curated record.
UGGGCCUUUCUCCCCGCCCCCACUUCUGCCCCUGCAGUCAGCGUCACCGUGGGGGGCAAGCAGUACCUCCUGGGACUCUAUGACACGGCGGGACAGGAAGACUAUGAUCGUCUGAGGCCUUUAUCUUACCCAAUGACUGAUGUCUUCCUCAUAUGCUUCUCGGUGGUGAAUCCAGCCUCAUUUCAAAAUGUGAAAGAGGAGUGGGUACCGGAACUAAAGGAAUACGCGCCGAAUGUACCCUUUUUAUUAAUAGGAACUCAGAUUGAUCUCCGAGAUGACCCCAAAACUUUAGCAAGACUGAAUGAUAUGAAAGAAAAACCUAUAUGUGUGGAACAAGGACAGAAACUAGCAAAAGAGAUAGGAGCAUGCUGCUACGUGGAAUGUUCAGCUUUAACCCAGAAGGGAUUGAAGACUGUUUUUGAUGAGGCUAUCAUAGCCAUUUUAACUCCAAAGAAACACACAGUAAAAAAAAGAAUAGGAUCAAGAUGUAUAAACUGUUGUUUGAUUACGUGAGAAACAUCUUCAGUGGCCAAGGAAACUGUCCAUUUCUCUCUAAGCAAGCAUAUGAAAUGCUACACCUAUACCCAGACCUCUUAUAAAUACUGAAGCAGUUCAAAACUUGAAAGGCAAAAACAACUGUCACCAGAAUUCUAUAAAGUUCAUUAAGAAUGUUUCUUAAAGGUCCAAGAAGCAGUAAACGGCAUCUGAAGCCACAAUCUAUUAUAAAUACUUUAUUUCAACUAGAAGGUACAAUCUCUCAGGGGUUUCAUAGUUUAAAAAGGUACAAUCACAUCAUGUAACUACAUUAAAAAAACAGUGCUGUAAAUGGAACUGCCUGGCUUAGACCACAUAUAUUUCUGCACAGUCUUUAUGGAAUCUGCACAAGAAAAUCUUCCUUUGUUCCAAUUAAUUGUUCUUAUAUGUAAGUUGCUUUCUAUUCCAGUAUAUCCAGAGUGGUGAAAUAACAAGGCCAGCCACGUAGCCAAAGGUCGCUCCAAGCGUACAGGAGAUGGGCCAUACCUGAGGAGAGAAUGUAUGAGAUCAAGAGAACAAAUGUUUUAUUAGUACUUGAGCACAAGUUAAGUGUAACCUAAAUAUUUCUAUAUUAAAGCUUAAUGUGCUUUCUUAAAGAAUGCCAAAAGUGUAAUAAGGUCAUAACUGCAUUUAUCAUGAACACUAAAAAUGUACACGUUUUAGUUAAUGUGCAUUCAACUGUAACAAGGCUUCUGGCGACUGUAGAUUUAGUUUGAUGCUACCCAAACUGCAUGAGAGACAUGCUAAAAUUACAAAUUAAAAUUUUGGGUCAGACUUUGCCAUAAUCUUGGACUCAGUUUAGCUCUCUGAAGUUGGUAAUUUUGUUUUUGAAUUUCCACAUUGGCUUGUAUAGCAAAUGAAAUGAGAAGUAUGUAUGAUGACCAAACCACAAGAAACUAAAUUGUGUUAGAGAAAAGACCUAGAAUUCAAGCAUGUUACAUGGAACUUAUAACGAAGCAAUUGCUUCCAUUAUAAAACUGAUACCAUCUUUCAGAUACAGUAUUGGAACCAUAGCAGAAGUUAUAGAACUACAAUGUAAGCCAAACACCUAGAGUGUAAGUUAAACAAAAUACUGGCUUCCAGGUACCCAUUUCCCCCCAGCCAUAUUACAUUUCACAAUAUUACACCAAGCCAGAAGUAAAUAAUCCACAAGCAGUGCAUGUUGGUCCCUAGGUGAAAGCCCCAUUCACAUUACCUGUGAAGCUUAUCUGGUAUACUAGAGCACUUAUAGUCUUUCUCUGGGGGAAACAGGCCAUAGAACUGUGUUAGAGGUGAACCAUCUUAAUUACCAGCUCUGUUACCUAAUUACUUCCUUGUUUGGAUCUGCCUUAUUCCACAUACCAUGCAACAGACCACAGUGUUAGACAGUUACAGUAUGAACAGACCAGUGCAGUUCAGAGAAGCAUAAUCUCAUCCAUACAUCCCCCCCCUUUCCUACAUUUAAACUUGCUGUUGCCUAAAUUAUGAUUUUAUGUCUUUGGUAGGCUCCUGUUAAUUUCCAUGACUUGAGCUUAUAGCUAUAUCUAUUGCACUGAUUGGGUAAUGGAACACUAAACUUUUAUACUUGAAAAUGACAGCCUUAAAUCCUCAUUAUCAGUCACAAAUCUAGGAUGGACUGUCUUGUAUGUGAGCUUUGUAGAGACUUUUUAAAACAUAGUCUACUGGAUAACUAGUCAGGAGUUUCCUCUCUGAACUGGACAGUGGAUGCUUGCUUUCUCCCCCGAAGUGGUGGUUCACAUUAAGUACCAUGGCCUAUGUAUGCUCAAAUGAAAUCUCAUGUAAUGUUCUCAUUUAAUUUUGGUCUGCUAUUUUUAGAUAAAAUUGAAAGGAACUGUAUAAAUCAAUUAGUAUAUUAGCUAAGCUGUCCAACACAUGGUAUAAAGGAAUUAAGACAGUAAAGUAUUAUACAUUUCCAACUUGUCUUUGGGGAUUUGGUGGGAAUUUAUUUUUUCUCAAAUUCACAUCUCUGAACUCUUCACACUUGUUUUUACUAGCCAAUGAAAGUCAAAAUCUAGAAUUUGUCCUACCCUAAGAGAAAUGGACUAGAAAUCUGGAAACACAGCUCUGGUAUCACCUGUUUCAUGAAUGGGCUUCUGUUUUCUCAUCUAUAAAUGUGGAAGAUAUAUGGGAGAUAUCUGUUGAUCUCCAAUGUCACUCCCUUAUAUCAACUCUUACGAUUCUCUUCUUUUGCACAAUCAUGGUUGGACAUUACCUUUUCAGAUUCACAUUCAUAAGAUGGUAAAAACCCUGUACAUAGAUUAUUAGAACUCUAAGCAAAGAUGAUUGCAUCAUCUGAACCUGAAGUGCCUUAGGUACUCUAUUGACCUUCAUGGGGUUUGGAGUUUCCCAUUGCUUAUUAAGAGCCUUUUCAUUGCUUUGGUUCUUUAGUAAAUUUCUUUUUGCAAAAUCCUUCUGGCCACUUUAACUAAAAACCAAAGAUUUGUUUCCUAUUCAUAUGCAGAUUGUAGAAAAUUGCCUUAUUUUCAGAAAGCCGGCUUCAUUAAAGGUUUAAGUCUCAAUAGAAAUUCAAACUAGUCACUCAACAACUAGUACAAAGUAGUGAGAUAUCUGGGAAAUAAAGUACUUAAAAAAUAUCUUAUUGACAUCAGUUUUGCUAGUGAGUGCAAAUACACUGCUUCCAGUAAGGUCAUGUAUGAAUGAACUUAAACUUGUAGUUAAUAUUUUAUAUAAUCAGUUCUGAAGCUCUUAAAAGUGAUUUUAGAGGCCCCCUGAAAUCUUAUUUAACACGUUGCUAACUUACACCCUCAUUCUAUCUCUCACGGUAUAUUUUGGGUUUGCCCAUUUCGAAUUACCAUAUUUCCAUAAGCAAAGCCUGAAUUAUGGUUUUUAUUGUGAAUUAGUUACUUUAGACACUGCUUCCAUUUGAUUUUCAAUUAUUCAUUUUAAGUACCAAAUUAAAUACUGGUUUGUUG